Molecule: messenger RNA, 2831 nt
Organism: Periophthalmus magnuspinnatus
Lineage: Eukaryota; Metazoa; Chordata; Actinopteri; Gobiiformes; Gobiidae
Gene: gss
Product: glutathione synthetase
Exons: 13
Coding region: 114-1538 (474 amino acids)
Biological process (GO): glutathione biosynthetic process
Cellular component (GO): cytosol
Molecular function (GO): glutathione binding; ATP binding; glutathione synthase activity
Source: RefSeq, a predicted model, not a curated record
GUGUCAUCCUCGGGUGGACAUAGUAAAGUCCAUUUGGUAUUCUGGUUGAAAACUGGUGCGAGAGCAACAAGCCAAGUUUAAAGACUGGACAUUUUAUUAUAAGGUAAAGAAACAUGGCCCAGGACAUACGUGACAUCAUGAAGGAUACAGCAGUGGUGGCAGACCUAGCAAAGACUGCCAAAGACGCAGCACUUUUGAAUGGUGUACUAAUGAGAACAAAAGAAGCUCCCAACUCAUCAGAGUUGGUUACGUACGCGCCCUUCACCCUCUUCCCCACACCUGUGCCUAAAGCUGUGUUCCAGCAGGCUCUGGACGUACAGACGCACUACAACAGUCUAGUUGAUAAAAUCAGCCAAAACGCAGAUUUCCUACAGGAGGCACUGGCCAGCACUGUAGAAGUGGAUGAUUUCACAUCAAGAUUGUUUAAAAUCCACAAACAAAUACUGAAGGAAGGCAGUUCUCAGUCUGUAGUGCUGGGUCUGAACCGCUCAGACUACAUGCUGGACCAAAAGGAAGAUGGGUCUUCUGCACUCAAACAGAUUGAAAUCAACACAAUUUCUGCCAGUUUUGGAGGUUUGUCUGCAGGCAUUGUCUGUGUACACAAACAUAUUCUAAAAGUGGCUGGGCGUUUGGAGGACAGCAUGGCCAUUCUGGACAACAACCCAGCAGCUGGUCUGGCCAGAGCCAUCGCCAAGGCCAAGGAGCUGUAUAGAUCAGUCAGAGCUGUGGUCCUGAUCCUAGUGUCUGACACUGAAAGAAACAUUUAUGAUCAAAGAUGUGUCGAAAUGGAACUGAUGAAGCUAAAUAUUUUCACAAUCCAAAGAACAUUUGAAGAUGUGCAUGCACGAGGCUCACUGGAUAAGGAGAAAAGGCUUUUUAUAGAUGGCAUGGAGGUCGCUGUGGUGUAUUAUAGAAACGGUUAUGUCCCUCAGCAGUAUAAAUCGCAACAGGACUGGGACACUCGGCUGAUGUUGGAGCGCUCCUCAGCUAUAAAAUGUCCAGAUAUUGCCACUCAUUUGACUGGAACCAAGAAAGUGCAACAGGUGUUGGCCCAGCCAGGAGUUCUGGAACGGUUCUUUCCCAAUGAACUCCAAGUGGUUGAACAGAUCAGAGCCACCUUUGCCGGCCUCUACACUCUGGACAUGGGCCUAGAAGGAGAUAAAACUGUUGCGAUGGCCUUGCAAGAUCCUGAGCGAUAUGUGUUAAAGCCUCAGAGAGAAGGAGGAGGCAACAACAUUUAUGGAUCAGAGAUCUGCAAGGUGCUUCAGGAGGCAAAGGGUUCAGACAGGACAAUGUAUAUUCUAAUGGAUAAAAUUAAACCUACGCCUUCACACAACUACCUCCUGAGACGGGACAGUCCACUCACUAUUAGCAACUGUCUAAGCGAGCUCGGGGUGUUUGGAGCUUAUGUCAGACAGGGAACAGAGAUGGUGAUGAAUGAGCAAGUAGGACAUCUGCUGAGGACUAAAAGUUCAGUCCACGCGGAUGGAGGUGUGGCAGCUGGAGUAGCAGUGCUUGACAAUCCCCUGCUCUACUGAAACAUCUGAGCUGAUGCUCAUACAGCCUGUAUAUUGACAUCAACAGUGUUUCAGGCCACUGUGCUAAGUCCUGUUUAAUGGUCCUGUUUGAUUUGAACACUCUGAAUAAGUCUUGGAUGUUUUUGAUGAAUACAAAGUAUAAAACAAAGCUUAAUCAGAUAUAUUUUAUUCAAGUGUUUGCUAUUGUUAUUGUUUAUAAAGUGGGGCUUUUAUUUUAUUUAUUUCAUUCAUAAAAUAUAAAAAGACAAACAUUAAUAGUGUUGUAAUGUUAAACAUACAAAAAAAUGAAUGAAAAGGAGCAGAAAGAAGAGGAAUCUUAUGUUAUCUGCCCCAUUUUCCAGACAAUACUUUUACACUGAUCAUUACAUUAAAACAUUUCAGUACAUUUCAUUUAAAGCACAAACAUUAAUCCAUUGCAAAAGAUAUCUGCACUUUUAUAAGCAACAACUUAGUUUUCCUUUUCAUACUGACUUAAUGAGCUGUUUUUUUUUUUAAUGUAUUUCUUAAAUGCCAUUAUUGUUCUCAAUUCUUUGAUUUCUUUGUCAAGACUAUUUCCAUAAAUUAACCCUUUCACAGCAAUGCUUCAUUCCAUACCCUUGGUUCUGAAUCUGUUUUUUUCUUUUAACACAUAUGUUUCUUUUAGAUUGUAGUCAUUUGUUCUUUUCUCAAAGAAACAUCUUUGAAUGUUUACAGGUAAUACAUUGCACUUUGUUUAAGUCAACAGUAUGAUGACUUUUCAAUACUUUAGAUUUGAUAAAUAAUGGGUCAGAUGGUAAUCAGUGAUUGUUGAUUGGUGAUAACUCUCUAGGUCCUUUUCUAUAGAAUAAAUAAUUGCUGUAGGGACAUUUUACAAAUUGAACCCCAAAUUUCUGCACAGUACAUCAAAUAUAGUACAAUUAUAGAGUUUUAUCAUGAAAAUAAUGAAGUACUGUUUAAAGAGAACUUCACUUUAUGCAACACAGUGAUGGCUUUGGAAAUUUUGCCAUUAGUGUAAUUUGUAUGAGCCCCCCAGUUUAAACUUUCAUCAGUCAUAACUCCUAAAAAAAAUUGUUUCCUUUACCAUUUGAAUUUUUACCCCAUCUAUUUCUAAUAUUGUCUUUUUUUCUUUUUCUUUUUCUUUUCAUUAAACAAAAUAAAACUUUUUUUUUUUUUUUUUUUUUUUACUUUCAGAAUCAAUCCAAGUAAAUCAAACCAAUGUAUAAUUUUUUUAGCUCUUCAUUUACUGUAUUUGUGACAGUUUUUCCAGAAUAACAAUAAAUUACUUCUAAGCAUCUGCAUUGCUUUGUGCACUGU